Molecule: messenger RNA, 957 nt
Organism: Penicillium cataractarum
Lineage: Eukaryota; Fungi; Ascomycota; Eurotiomycetes; Eurotiales; Aspergillaceae
Product: Heat shock 70 kDa protein
Exons: 4
Coding region: 1-957 (318 amino acids)
Biological process (GO): cellular response to unfolded protein; protein refolding
Cellular component (GO): cytoplasm; mitochondrion
Molecular function (GO): misfolded protein binding; ATP-dependent protein folding chaperone; ATP hydrolysis activity
Source: RefSeq, a predicted model, not a curated record
AUGCUGUCUUCCCGCAUUUCUCGCGCGCUUCCUCGCGCUGCUUUCGCUCGCACCCCUGCCUCCAGACUCCCCGCCAUCCGCCGAUGGAACUCCACGGAAGCUGGUGAGGGCGAGAAGGUGAAGGGCCAGGUCAUCGGUAUUGAUCUGGGUACCACCAACUCCGCCGUUGCCAUCAUGGAGGGCAAGACUCCUAAGAUCAUUGAGAACGUUGAGGGUGCCCGCACAACCCCCUCCGUUGUCGGUUUCGCCCAGGACGGCGAGCGUCUUGUCGGUAUUGCCGCCAAGCGUCAGGCCGUUGUCAACCCCGAGAACACUCUUUUCGCUACCAAGCGUCUCAUUGGUCGCAAGUUCACCGAUGCUGAGGUCCAGCGUGACAUCAAGGAGGUCCCCUACAAGAUCGUCCAGCACACCAACGGUGACGCCUGGGUUGAGGCCCGUGGCCAGAAGUACUCUCCUUCCCAGAUUGGUGGUUUCGUCCUCAACAAGAUGAAGGAGACCGCCGAGGCCUACCUCAGCAAGCCCGUUAAGAACGCCGUCGUUACCGUCCCCGCUUACUUCAACGACUCUCAGCGUCAGGCCACCAAGGAUGCUGGCCAGAUUGCCGGUCUGAACGUUCUCCGUGUUGUCAACGAGCCCACUGCUGCCGCUCUUGCCUACGGUCUUGAGAAGGAGGCUGACCGCGUUGUCGCUGUCUACGAUCUUGGCGGUGGUACUUUCGAUAUCUCCGUUCUGGAGAUCCAGAAGGGCGUCUUCGAGGUCAAGUCCACCAACGGUGAUACCCACCUGGGUGGUGAGGAUUUCGAUAUUACCCUGGUCCGCAACAUUGUCGAGCAGUUCAAGAAGGACAACGGUGUUGAUCUGUCCAACGACCGUAUGGCCAUCCAGCGUAUCCGUGAGGCCGCCGAGAAGGCCAAGAUUGAGCUGUCUUCCUCCCUCCAGACCGAGAUUUCCCUGUGA